UUCCUGUCUGCAGACUCUCUGAGUUUGAUCAGAAGUGCUUGAAAUGUUGAAGGGAGAGUGAGAGGUUCAUUUCUACUUGCUGCUGUCAUGGUUUUUCAAACUAGGAUCCUGCAUCUGAAUUUGAGUGUCAUCCUUACUUUGCUGACCAAUGCAGAUUAUUCCAAAUCCAAUCAAGAGCCAAUUAUUAAGCAGCACAUCAACAAAACAGUGUUUGUGGGGGAAACAGUUACACUUCACUGCAACAAAACCCAAUAUGAUGAUGAUUUCACAUGGAAAAUGAACAGCUUUGUUAUUUUUAGGCAGGACUCUGAAAGUAACAGAACACUGAGAAACUUUAGCUCAAACAGGAUUCACAUCGACCCAGCAGCUCCAAGAGAAUUAACAAUACAUCAAAUACAAGCAUCUGAUGCAGGAAACCUCAGCUGUUACCCAGCAGCAAUAAGAUGGACAUUAACAAUAACAGAAAUCCAGAUCAGAUCAGAAUCACUCAAACAAAUGCCGUUGUACAUCAUCAUUUCGUGUUCUGGAGUCAUUAUGAUCUGUCUAAUUAUCACAAUCAGCAUCUGCAUUCACAGGAGAUGUAAAAACAGCAUACAGAGUCACAGAGAAAUGGGACAGGACUUUUCACAGGCACCGGUGAGAGGAAGGAUACAGACUCAAAACAGUCAGUACUUGGAAAGAUAUAACUCGGUGUAUGGACAAGUAUGAAAUUAUUAUUUUUGUUCAUU
This is a messenger RNA of Sinocyclocheilus anshuiensis, 728 nucleotides long. RefSeq lists its product as uncharacterized. The transcript is spliced from 5 exons. The record is from RefSeq and is a predicted model, not a curated record. The coding region runs from base 88 to 708 and encodes 206 amino acids. NCBI's taxonomy places the organism in Eukaryota, Metazoa, Chordata, Actinopteri, Cypriniformes, Cyprinidae.